AUGACAACUGCAUCCAAAUUUGAUCAGUUAUAUCGUCGGAUCAUUAUUGCCAAGUACUUUACUUCUGGAUGGGGCGAUGUAGACUUAUUGCGAAGGAUUGUUUCCUUUCGCAAUGAUGCUACGGUAGACGCAAGCAAGUGGCGCAAAUUGGUAUCACCAAAUCAUCCAGUAACUAUAGAUAAGAGGAUCAAAAAUAAUUCGUAUGAAGUGCUGCAAGGACAUUUUACAUCUCCAAUUGUUGAAUUCUUUGGCCCAUCCAUGUUAGAAGAAAUUAAAACUGCUCGGUUUGAAGUUGUGUUACCAAAAAAUUGGAACACCGAUAAGAAACCUAUGUGUAUACACUUGGCAGGAACUGGAGAUCAUUUUUUCUGGCGUCGUCGUCACCUAAUGGCUAUCCCUUUACUUAAAGAAUAUGGUAUAGGCUCAAUACUGCUAGAAAACCCUUACUACGGAGUCAGAAAGCCGAAAGAACAACGACGGUCAAGCUUAAAGUACGUUGCGGACUUAUUCCUAAUGGGAAUUGCUUUGGUAUUGGAAUCAUCUGUUUUGCUACACUGGUGUCAAAAUAUGGGUUUUGGGCCACUUUGUCUUCAUGGAAUAUCCAUGGGAGGACAUAUGGCUUCUUUAGCUGCUACUGCGUGGCCCGAGUCUGUAGCUGUAGUACCUUGUUUAUCGUGGAGCACAGCCUCGAUAGCAUUUACUGAGGUAGUUAAGACCUACCUGGGAGAUUCAAAAAUUCAGUUUAUUAGUGAAUUUGAUCCUGGCGAAUGUUACCCGCAUUAUUUAGAUUCAUCAAUUGUUAAUUGUUUUGACGAAGCUAUCGAUGACGUUACCUAUAGAGCUACUGCUGAUGAUAUCAAGUCAACCUUAAUUCAACCUAAGGAGUUUACUACUACUGAAAAACAAAACUGGCUUUCCAAAGGAAGAAAUAUAUUAAAAAGAUCUUCGCAAACUGACCGUGAUAGACAACAUAUUAUCGAAAUUACAAAGUACGUCUUUGAUGAAGUAACGCAUUUGCAACAGUAUCCGUGCCCGGUUGAUACAUCCAGCAUAAUAGCUGUAGUUGCCGAAAAAGAUGCUUAUAUUCCAAGAAAUAACGCCACUAGUCUUGAAGAUAUAUGGCCAGGUUGUGAAAUCCGUUAUUUAGUUGGAUGUGGCCAUGUUGAUGCCUUCUUAACUAAGCUUCAUGUUUUUCGGUAA
Messenger RNA from Trichoplax adhaerens, 1200 nucleotides. RefSeq lists its product as uncharacterized. The transcript is spliced from 10 exons. Lineage: Eukaryota; Metazoa; Placozoa; Uniplacotomia; Trichoplacea; Trichoplacidae. The coding region runs from base 1 to 1200 and encodes 399 amino acids. The record is from RefSeq and is a predicted model, not a curated record.